This is a messenger RNA of Penaeus monodon (black tiger shrimp), 5794 nucleotides long. RefSeq names its product lysine-specific demethylase 4A-like. Gene Ontology annotation, biological process: chromatin remodeling. NCBI's taxonomy places the organism in Eukaryota, Metazoa, Arthropoda, Malacostraca, Decapoda, Penaeidae. Gene Ontology annotation, cellular component: nucleus. Gene Ontology annotation, molecular function: histone H3K9 demethylase activity; histone H3K36 demethylase activity. Bases 133 to 3699 code for a protein of 1188 amino acids. The transcript has 11 exons. The record is from RefSeq and is a predicted model, not a curated record.
CGUGAUGACACAAUAUUGGAACAAUUAAACCAACUCGUCUUGGCCGGAGAAGUGUUGUUAUUCGUGAAUUUCUUUUCCUGUGUUUACAAUGAACUGAAUUCAUCUGCGAGUCUAACAUCGAAAUAAUCCACAAUGGGGGAUCAUCCCAAGAUUAUGGUGUUCCGCCCAACUUGGGAAGAAUUCAAGGACUUUACCAAGUACAUUGAAUACAUAGAAUCACAAGGGGCUAACAAAGCUGGGUUGGCAAAGAUCAUACCCCCGAAAGAAUGGUGUCCCCGUAAAGAGGGCUAUGACCUGGAAAAACUUGAUAUGACUAUCCCAGCCCCCAUCUGCCAGGUUGUAACAGGGAAGCAAGGUCUCUACCAGCAGAUAAAUAUCCAGAAAAAAGCCAUGACUGUGCAGGAAUUUUACAAGAUGGCCAAUAAUGACAGGUACCGAACACCAAAGCAUUCAUCAUACGAGGACCUGGAGCGAAAGUAUUGGAAGAACAUUACCUACGUGUCUCCAAUUUAUGGAGCUGACGUGUCUGGUAGCAUAACUGACCCAGAUGUAAAGGAGUGGAACAUCAACAACCUGGGAACAAUAUUGGAUUAUGUCAAUGAAGAUUAUGGCAUUAGCAUAGAAGGAGUCAACACUGCAUACCUAUAUUUUGGAAUGUGGAAAACCACUUUUGCUUGGCAUACUGAAGACAUGGACUUGUACAGCAUAAACUACUUGCAUUUUGGAGCCCCCAAGACUUGGUAUGCUAUACCUCCGGAGCAUGGAAGAAGAUUGGAAAGGCUGGCCAAUGGUUUCUUCCCUAACUCAUUCAAGGCUUGCCCAGCCUAUCUUCGGCACAAAAUGUCCUUGAUGUCUCCACAGAUACUGAAGCAAUAUUCAAUACCAUUUAAUAAGAUCACACAGGAUGAGGGAGAAAUCAUGAUCACCUUCCCAUAUGGUUAUCAUGCAGGAUUUAACCAUGGCUUCAAUUGUGCCGAGUCCACCAAUUUUGCAAUGCCUCGUUGGGUGGAAUAUGGUAAACGUGCCACUCAGUGUCAGUGCAGAGGGGACAUGGUCAAGAUUUCCAUGGACACAUUUGUGAAGCGUUUCCAGCCUGAGCGUUAUGAACUUUGGUUGGCAGGCAAGGACAUUGGGCCUCACCCAGAGGACCCAACCCGCUCCACUGCCGCUGCACAACCUUCCAUUAAUGAUGUUCUGUGCAACAAGAAGAACGUCACACCUUCACCCCUGAUUGAACAGUUGCUCAAUCAGUCACCGAAGAAAAAGAAACCCAAACGACAUCCUAUCCACCAGAACAAGAAUGAGGAGGAGCUGAUCUUCACUGGAGAGGAGGUCGUGGAUGAGGAGCUGUCGCAGGUUCUUGAUGAUAUUUAUGCCAAAGCUGGGGAAUCCUGCUGGACAAACAGUGCAACAGCAUCACCUGAGCGGACCUCACCUGUCAAACGAAGCAUGCCUGGGACUUCAGGGGUUUAUUCUAAGAAGAAGAAGAAGCUGGAUGGUGAGAGAGUCGGCAUCCCUUCAGCCAUGGCCCUCUCCAGCUCUGGGUUGAAAAUUAGGGAGGAUGGUGCAGCUGAAUCAGACAAGGACAGGAAAGAGGAUCUCCAGCAUGAGCUGGGGCAGGUUCUCUCAGACAUUGAGGGCAUUAUCAGUUCGAAGCCGGAAGAGAAUUACCUGUCCCCCACACCCAUGUCCUUUGGCCCCUCAACAUCCAAGGUUGCCAAGACCCCCAAGGCUAGCAACUCCAGGAGACAGGGAAGCGCCUCCAAGACACCAAAGAGCAGAGGUCCCAGAACAUCCAAGACAAAUUUGAUCAAGUUGGGAAAAGCAGGUCACAUGCAAGUUCCCAAGAUCGACCAAGGUGCGAGGGGCAAAACACCAGUUGGGAAAACUCUGGUUUCUAUGGAAACCCUUCAUGAGAAGUUGCGAUUGGCUGGAACGACUGUCACAUUGCCUGCUGGAACUGAAGUGACAAAAUUAGGCAAAGUUCCAAAGAUUAGUGCUCAUACAAAGGAGCUCAAGAGUAUAGCCCCCAAACCAGUUGCUGUAGCACCAAAAGUAACCUCCACUGACUUGACUAAAAGGAAGGAAACUGCAGAAGUUUCUGGGAUACUUCUGCCAGUAUCUUCUUCAGUGGUAGUUCAGUAUCGCAGUCCAACUCGUGAAGGAAAUAGAGCAUUUAAACCAAAGAUGCCGCGCCAGAGAACUCCAAAUUUUGACAAAAAAAUUAUUCCCAGUCGAUCUGUAGUGAUUAGUGAUAUCCCAAAGAUAAUAUCCCAGAGUAAUCCUCAAGUUGCAGCUGAUAAAUUCAGAAGCUUGCCACAAAAUCUCAGUAAAGCCUCUGCAGAUGAGAUGGCCAGAAAGGGGAUUAAUCCCUUAAGAAUUGUCAGGCUUCAGAAUAGUCCAGGUGAGAUUGUUUGUACACCAGAUCUAUCAGGGUUACUUGGAUCAGUUAUGGAAGAGGACAAAGACUCGAGUAAACCUCCCACAUUACCAGCAGAGUCUGGACAAGUCCCUGUAAAAGGAUCUCUGAUUACUCCAGAUACAUCAUCUUCAGCAAAUGAGAUAUCAUCACUUUCGAAAGAAAGUACAAAGCCAGAUAUUAAUACUAAUGAACCUAUUUCAGGGCAAAAAUGUUCAAAUGAUUGCAGUCCUGCAGAGUCGGAGUCUGAGACAGAUCAGAUGCCUGUUCUUGUGAAAGAGCAGACCCAUCCACAAAAGUUGGAACGGACAUGGGGAUCUCCAGCAAGAAAUACAUCCAGUUCUGAAACAUCAAAGGAACCUUUGCUAAUAAAAGAGGAAUCCAAGUGUGAAGAUGGCAAGUCAGUGCCAGAAAAAGCCCAAGAGAGGAGACCAGAUCAACCAUUCGAAAUGGAAUAUGAUGAUGAUGCCAUUAUGCCACAUCUUGAGCAGGUAGAUGUAACUCUUCCAGAAAAUAGGAUGGCAUCUACUUGUCAAGAAGCUCUGACCUUCAGUCAUAAUGAGGUAGAAACCCACUCACCAAAGCAAGUGCGAGAAGACACUCUCCAACAUACAGUUGAAGUCUCUGGGUUCUCUCAGGAGAGUCAUGAAGCUCACACACCCUUGCAGAAUCAUGUAGCCAUACCUUUGCAGACACAAGUUCCAUCUCCUACAGCAGUGGAUAUACAUACACAGCCAUGUUCAUCUGUUGACCAGUCAUAUUCAUCUGUAGAAGCACAUACAUCUUCAUCAGAUCAUACAGAGAUGCAGUCAAAUCCACAAACAUCACUUCCUUUGCAAGCUGAAUCCCAUACUCAUUUUCGCACCCAGGAGCCAGUCCAUGUACAAAGUCAUGGCCCCAUGACCAUGCACCCACAUGAUCACUCACAGAUACAAUCUUCAGGAUCAAUGCAAAGUCACAUACAGCCAACAUCUAUACAUAUGCCACCAGACCCAUCACAUACAUCAGUCUCAACAGUAAACAGUCAGUUCCUCACACCUGUGUACUCCUCAGCCCAUCCAGCCAAUCAGGGGCCACCAGCUUCAUUGCAGUCUUACCCUUCUGCAACAGUGCAUCCUCAUUCACAAAUUCCAGGUCAUUCAUCCCAACCAUUGCCUUCAAAAAGCCCCUCACCACUGUCACUGCCACAGAUUCCACCCACACAAGCUUCAUCAUUGGCCAAUAAUCAUACACCAGUGCAAAUUUCUUCUCAAAGUCACAUUGAAAAUGUGUCAAGAUAGAGAUUUACACCUACCAAUCAAAACCGUACAAAUUCAUAUUAGAGUUAGGUUUAAUAUUUGAGGUAGGCAAAAAUAUAGAACUAUUGUAAAUGUGAAAAUAUUGAAGUAUUUGUCCCUUUUUUUCUUCUUCCUUACUGUUUUGCACCACUGCUGAGGUUAAUCUGCCUUUGUAGGUGUCUAUUUUUCGUCCAGCUGCUGCAUAAUGACAAAGGCAUAGAAUAUCAUUGGAACGGGAGUCUGGCGAGAAUUUAGAUCAGUGAACAUAGCAUGUAUUAUGAUGCAUUGGCAUAAUGGCCAAAGUGCUUGCUACCUCAAUGCAAUUUCUUUUCUCCUCCAAGUUUUAACACCUGGAAUUGAUGUUACAUGCAUAGUUUUAUUUUGUGGCAUGUCCAUUUCAACUUCAAGUAAACGUAACUAAUAUAAGGAGUAAGAAAGAUGGGAAAUGGAUGGACAGUGAAAGUGAAAGUGUUUGAUCUGACCUAAACUAGCUUAUUUAGUUUGUGUUUAGAUGUGUGAAAUUAAGCAUAGUAAAUAGAGUAUUUAAUAGAGUGAAUAGUUUUAUGCUUUGGAAGUAAAAUCUGCAAGACCUAUCUUCCGUUUCAUAUUAAUAAGGAAGAAGUUUUGUGGACAUGUUGCCAAGGCCAAUGUUGCGCGUUUUGUAACAUUACUCCCAUUAUCUGAUCUCAUUGCUGGAAGUAGAUAUUUUUACCUUCCACAUUUCAAAAACUUUUGGUUUAUUUUUCCCAUUAUUAAGGCAGUGGAAGUCUGUUUUUGUUCAAAGAAUUUUUAAAAUUGCAGCAUUCGUGACUUAGUUUCUAUAUUGUUUGAUGCAAUUUAUCAGGUAAAUUGAAUUAGACAAUCAGGCCUUCCAAUCCUCUGGCUUAACCAUAUGAAACUGUCUGUUAUUGUAUUUCAGACACUAUACCAAGUGACUGGAGACUUCAUGGACUGAAUAAUAACCUCUUCCUUUUACGAUGUAUAUGUACCUGCAGUUCCCACGAUGAACCCUCAGAUCAUUCUCAGAAAUUGUACAUUUCCUUGUGUUAAAGAAAAACCUACAUAGGCUAAGAAUAUUUAUGGUUUUUCCUCAUCCGCAUCGUCCCAAGUUAAAGACAGAAAUUGGAAGAUUAACAAACGCUGUAAAGUUCCCAGAAAGUUAAUAAUGCUGGAUGGGGACAAAUCAUCGCUGUUUUUACAGCCACUGUUGUAUUUGAUUUGUUUUUUCUUUAGGAUAAUUAUUGGAGACAAAAAUAUAUCUUCUGGGUGUUCAAGAGUGUAGUGGCCAUGUGUUUGAAUAAGAUUGGUGGGGUCCGGAUGUCCUGUUAUGUGCAGCAAACAUGUGUCCUACAUGAAUACGUCAUUAUGUUUGAUUGAUAUUUUUUUCUACUCACUAAGUGUUAUGUUAUAGUUUGUCAUGGAUUUUUGUGUGAACCAAAAUUUAUUGAUAUCUAUUUUAUUAGAGCAGUAGGAUAUCAUGUACAUUGCAUUGUGUAUGAGCACCUUUGAAAGUGGUUAGUGUGUGCAGAAAUGAGCACGGAAGCUAGUUUGAUAUAAAAGCCAUCUUUAUAUGCAAGUGCAUUACUAAAGUAUUUCAAUAGUGAUUUGGCAAAAAAGAUCUUCCUUUGUUUUAAAAUCUCAAUUUAUAUUUCCAAGUUUAAGCCUUGUGUGUAUUUUGUUUCAUUUGUCCACGGCACUUCCCAGUUCAUUUUUGCAGCAAACGAAUGUAGAGAAUAAAGUAAAAAAAAAAAAGAAUAAAAAAUAAAAACAUAAAAAAACAUCAAUGAAUAAAUAAAAAUGAAUUUCGGAUUACAGUUGCACCUUACGAGGUUGGUUAUCAUAUGUCUCGCCCGCUCUCGUUAUGCUUAUUUCAACUUAAUCAUCAGUAAGGCUAGCUAAUGAUGAAGCAGAACCUCCAUGGAAAAUGAAUUGAAAGACUGUAGCUCAUCCCCAAAAUUGUACACUCGUGAGGUGUAGUGUACUGUAGUCCAUAUAAUUUAUUGUAUCACCUGACAAGAUCAUCACCAUACCCACAAACUUGUAAAUAGUUGAAAAACGAACUUGUCACGUCAUUUCAUUAAAAGAAUAACCCAUUUCA